Molecule: messenger RNA, 2359 nt
Organism: Bemisia tabaci
Lineage: Eukaryota; Metazoa; Arthropoda; Insecta; Hemiptera; Aleyrodidae
Gene: Nmt
Product: N-myristoyl transferase
Biological process (GO): N-terminal peptidyl-glycine N-myristoylation
Cellular component (GO): cytoplasm
Molecular function (GO): glycylpeptide N-tetradecanoyltransferase activity
Source: RefSeq, a predicted model, not a curated record
CGUCCCCCCUUCCCUUUCCCUACAGUCGGCACAGCACAGAAUCGGCACAGUGCAAUUCAAUCAACCCUUGUCAUGUGUAAUCUCUAAUUAUCUAAAUUCUAACCGGUUUGCGGGAAGUGAAUGAUACCAUCAGAUACUAUAUUAAAUACCUCAAGAAUUUUUAUACCCUCGUCAGUGGAAAAUACUCAGCAAGUUGGAAAUAAAUUUCCUCUUCUACUGAGGACAGGUUUAUUUACCUCCCCACAAUGCAGCAAAGUAAUACCAGUAAAGAUAGUAACAAUACUAAGAAGCGGAACAGACGGAAGAAGACUGAGACAAACGAAGAAGAAGCUUCAGGCGAUGGAAGCGAGGUUACGACACGUAACAUUUCUUUUCGGGACCUCCGGAAAGCAAUGGAAGCCAUUUCCCUUCAACAAAGACCUGCCAAAACUACAGAAGAAGCAAUGCAAAAACAAUUCCAUUUUUGGAACACUCAGCCAGUUCCAAAAAUAGAUGAGAAGAUAACUGUCAAUGAACCGAUAGAAGCCAAUAAGACGGACGAAGAUAUUCGACAGGAACCGUAUGGGUUACCAGACGGUUUUCAGUGGGACACACUCAAUCUAGAGGAUCCAUUAGUGCUGGCAGAAUUGUACACUUUACUGAAUGAAAAUUAUGUGGAGGACGAUGACUCAAUGUUUCGAUUUGACUAUCCAUCGCAGUUUUUGAAAUGGGCUCUCCAGCCUCCUGGUUGGCGACAAGACUGGCAUUGUGGAGUUCGGGUCACGAAGAGUAAACGUUUGGUCGGUUUCAUUAGUGCCAUUCCUGCAACUCUAAGUGUCUAUGAUGUACCACAAAAAAUGGUUGAAAUCAAUUUUCUCUGUGUUCACAAAAAACUUCGCAGCAAAAGGGUUGCUCCUGUUUUGAUCAGAGAAAUUACAAGAAGAGUGAACUUGGCUGGUAUUUUUCAAGCUGUUUAUACUGCUGGAGUAGUUUUACCAAAACCAGUGGGAACAUGCAGGUAUUGGCAUCGUUCCUUGAAUCCGAAGAAACUAAUAGAAGUUAAAUUUUCUCACCUAAGUAGACACAUGACAAUGCAAAGAACUUUAAAAUUGUACAAACUGCCUGAAGCUCCCAAAACACCAGGUUUUCGAAAGUUAACUCUUAAAGACUUACCGAACUGUCAAAAAUUGUUAGCUGAGUAUCUAAAGAAGUUUGACCUAAUACCUGUUUUCUCAGAGGAAGAAUUCAAGCAUUGGUUCUUACCUCAGCCUGGAAUUGUGGAUGCCUACAUUGUAGAGACAGAUGGAGAAAUAACAGACAUGGUUAGUUUCUACACGCUGCCUUCAACUGUCAUGCACCAUCCAGUUCACCGUACGCUUAAAGCUGCCUACUCAUUUUAUAAUGUUUCUAACAAAACAAAUUGGAUUGAUCUGAUGCAAGAUGCAUUGAUCGCUGCCAAAAAUGAUGGUUUUGAUGUUUUCAAUGCCCUAGAUUUGAUGGAAAAUAAAGAAUUCUUAGAGCCUCUCAAAUUCGGAAUCGGAGAUGGUAAUCUACAAUACUAUCUUUACAACUGGAGAUGUCCACCAAUAGCGCCCAACAAGAUUGGCUUAGUGCUGCAAUGAACAACUUGAUGAAGAAUUUUUGAUGAUGUUGCACUCAUUAAGCUUAUUCUUGCCGCCUUCAGAGACUUCAGAUUUUGCGUGAAAUAACGCCGUAUUUAUCAAACUAAGUAUUAAAAACGUUGAACUUUACCUCCAAAGUUCACUUCGGGAACUGUGUAGUUUCGUACCCAAUGAACUUACUUUGAAACUUUAAAACGUCCCCAUUUUUUCAAUUCAACGUAUUGUUAUUUCCUAGACCAAGUGACGUAUCUUCAUACUGAGGUUGCAAAGUUAAUUUUGAUAAUUAUUUUUCUCAUGAGUAUUACUUUGUAAUAUGCGUCCAAAAUUGUGCUUAUUUUUGCCCAUGACGUGGAGAAAAGUCAGUACUAUUUUCAUUCAGAAACGUCCAACACUUUCCUCACAAGAACACGAUUUGUGAACGAUAUUUGGCAACAUCGAAAUGCAGUUACGUUUUUUCAUCUGGGGAAUCACGGUAUAUCAAGGUGACAGGGAAACAGAUAAAUUUUAUGGAUGAUAAUCCCGUUCAAAUAUUUUUUGAAGUGUUGCAAGCUUAAAAUUCAAUCAAUCAUAGAUACAUCAAUCUUUAAGCUCCUCCUUAGUUUUGUCUUGGAUUUUUUCCACACCUAACGCAUGAAAUCUUAUUAUUUUCUAAGCUAAUUUAUGUUGUAUCUCUUAAUCUCCGAAGUCUGCAAUAAUUUAAUCAGUUUUACAAUAUUGUUAAUUUUUACUAGGGUAAUACAUAUUCAUGAAGUAUCAUA